UCAACCCGAAUUAAUUGUUCUCACUAUCACAUACACCUACCAUGGUUACCAAAAAUAAUCAGUUCCAUCAUAUCUCAAUGCCAUUGCUUUUCUGUUUGGCAUUCUUGGCUUUUCAAGUCACAUCUCGCACUCUCCAACUCCAAGAUGCGUCCAUGCACGAGAGGCAUGAGCAAUGGAUGGCUCGUUAUGGCAAAGUGUAUAAGAACUCUCAGGAAAAGGAAAAGCGUUUCAGGAUAUUCAAAGACAAUGUGAAUUACAUUGAAACUUUCAACAAUGCUGCUAAUAAACCUUACAAGCUAGGCGUUAAUCAAUUUGCAGACCUCACCAAUGAGGAGUUUAGAGCACCAAGAAAUGGAUUCAAGAGCCAUAUGAGUUCAUCAAUCACAAGGACAACCCCUUUUAAGUAUGAAAAUGUGAGUGCAGUACCAACCACUGUGGAUUGGAGGCAGAAAGGAGCAGUAACACCCAUCAAAGACCAAGGCUCAUGUGGAUGUUGCUGGGCUUUUUCUGCUGUUGCAGCAACAGAAGGAAUUCAUGGGAUAAGCACUGGAAAAUUGAUCUCUUUGUCAGAACAAGAACUUGUUGAUUGUGACACAAAGGGUAUGGACCAUGGCUGUGAGGGUGGUUAUAUGGAUGAUGCUUUCGAAUUCAUCAUCCAAAAUCAUGGACUUAACACUGAAGCCAGUUACCCCUAUAAGGGUGUUGAUGGAAAAUGCAAUGCAAAGGAAGAAGCUAUCCAUGCUGCCACUAUUACUGGGUAUGAAGAUGUUCCUACUAACAAUGAGAAGGCACUACAAAAAGCUGUGGCCAAUCAACCAGUUUCUGUAGCCAUUGAUGCCAGUGGCUCUGGCUUUCAGUUUUACAAGAGUGGUGUUUUCACAGGUUCAUGUGGAACUGAGUUGGAUCAUGGUGUCACUGCUGUAGGUUAUGGUGCCAGUGAAGAUGGGACAAAGUAUUGGUUGGUUAAGAACUCUUGGGGAACUGAGUGGGGUGAAGAAGGUUACAUUAGGAUGCAGAGGGAUGUGAAUUCUGACGAAGGACUCUGUGGCAUAGCUAUGCUAGCAUCUUAUCCCACUGUGUAAUUAUAAAAUUUGGACACCACAUGAAUUAUUCUACUAUCUGUUGUGUAGAUCAGUGUAACGUAAACUCACAUGAAUUAGAGUGUGUUAACUCACAUG
Cajanus cajan (pigeon pea) is the source of this 1178-nucleotide messenger RNA. Its product is annotated as senescence-specific cysteine protease SAG39. Lineage: Eukaryota; Viridiplantae; Streptophyta; Magnoliopsida; Fabales; Fabaceae. The record is from RefSeq and is a predicted model, not a curated record. Gene Ontology annotation, biological process: proteolysis. Gene Ontology annotation, molecular function: cysteine-type peptidase activity.